Messenger RNA from Telopea speciosissima, 825 nucleotides. RefSeq lists its product as uncharacterized. The coding region runs from base 97 to 636 and encodes 179 amino acids. The record is from RefSeq and is a predicted model, not a curated record. The transcript is spliced from 2 exons. NCBI's taxonomy places the organism in Eukaryota, Viridiplantae, Streptophyta, Magnoliopsida, Proteales, Proteaceae.
AGAGUGGCUACACACCCACACGCACAGAAUCUCUCUCUCUCUCUCUCACUCGGAGGAGGAGGAGGAGGGACUAGGGGGAGUUUCAGCAGCUGAAACAUGGUUACCGCAACCAUAUCUCUGUCUUCCUCAUCACUAACCUGCCAUGUGAAGUCGAAACCUUGCCAUUCAUUCAAGACUUGUGAUUCUUCUCCCAAGCUCGCCUCGUCUCUAUACUUCUUACCUCCCGUACUCCUAUCGAAAAGAUCCAUUUUUUAUCAACACCAAACCCUUCAAUUUCCACCAAAUAACACCUCUCGGGUUCGACGAAUUUCUGCAUCACCGGGAGAUGUUUUGCCUUCAGACACCCCAAUUGAGAAUACCCAACAGAUAAUUUCCACUGAAGACAGCGGUAAUUCAACCGUAAUAUCUGUUCUUCUGUUCAUCGCCUUUGUUGGCCUUUCUAUUCUUACAAUAGGGGUUAUCUACAUAGCUGUGACGGAUUUCCUGCAGAAAAGAGAGAGGGACAAGUUUGAUAAAGAAGAGGCCGCAAAAAAGAAGAAGAAGGGUGGGAAGAGGGGGAAGGUCAAGGCUAGGGCUGGAGCUGGACCCAGAGGAUUUGGCCAAAAGAUUGAUGAAGAUUAUGACGAUGACGUUUAGGUUCGAUUUCUUACACGUUUAAGCAAACCCUGUUUCUUUUUCCUGGAACAAGAUCAUUUGAAUUUCAAAAGCCUACUAAAGCUCCAGCCCUAGCCAUUGCCUUUUCUGUUUUCUCGUUCUGUUUACUGGCAAGUUGGAUGAUUCUUGUUCACCAAAAAAAAAGAGAAAAGGGUGGAUAAUUCUUUCUAA